AACUGUGUUUCCGCCCGGAAGUGUUGUCCAGAGCCAAAAUGGCGCAACAGCUGCAGCUGGUUUCGGUUCAGGUGACAAACGGUACCGUUAAACAUUCAGAUCAUUGAGAGACCGGAGCGAGGUGACCGGAGAGCCGCACAAGGCCUGCCACCCACCGGACCGCGCACGAACGCCGUGAGUGACGUCAUUGCUCGGUGUGGAACAUGCUAGGCUUUACAGCUAACACGCUAAUGCUAACGUGUUGAGUCACCGUGAUUUACCGGGAGUUUACCGGCUGCGGAAGUAUGAAGGUUGGCUCAUAGCUCAGUUAGACUGUUAUAGUAUUAGAGGUGACCCGGUAGGAUCUGGUUCAGGUUCUGUCCGCAGAACAUUGAGCCAACAGUUCGCGGUCUACCGUGCAGCUCGAUGAGCUUCGAGCAGAACAGUCCUCGACAACGGAAGGUCAGUUAAGGUGGUCCACAGGGUCCUGUUCCGGAUACCUGUUACCUGUGCGUUUCAGGUUGUGAUGGCUGAGCGAAGGGUGGAGUGCACUUGGAAGAGACACAUCUCUGAACAGCUUAAGCUCAGAGAUCGAAUUCAGAGACACACCUUUGAAGAGAUUGUCCACCAAUAUAAUCGUCUCCUGGAGAAAUCCGACUUGCAGAACGUCCUCACAGAGAGAUACCAGGUGGACAAAUAUGAAGUUCAGAGAGGACAUGAGGCCAGUCCCUCAGACCCAUCUCGCGGUGAGCUCCAGCAGCAGGAAUUGGCUCAAAUGAAGAUUCGCCAUCAGGAGGAGCUGACGGAGCUACACAAGAAGCGAGGAGAGUUGGCUCAGAGUGUCAUCGAACUUAACAACCAGAUCCAACUGAAGGACAAAGAGAUCCAGAGCAACGAAGCGAGGAUAAUAGAAUAUCAGCAGCAGAGCGACCGCUUGGAAGGAGAUUGUCGUGAGCUGAGGACCAGCCUUCAGGAACUGGAGCAGGCCAAUCAGACGCUAAAAGAUGAGUAUGAUGCUCUCCAGAUCACCUUCUCAGCUCUGGAGGAGAAACUGCGUAAGACCACGGAGGACAACCAGGAACUGGUGUCUCGCUGGAUGGCUGAGAAGGCUCAGGAGGCCAACCGACUGAAUGCAGAGAAUGAGAAAGACAGCAGGCGGAGACAGGCCAAACUGCAGAAGGACCUUGCAGAUGCUGCCAAAGAACCACUACCCAUCGAACCGGAGGAUGACAUCGAGGUCCUAGCUGAGGAUGGAGGGAAGGGAACAGGAGAGACCUCCCCCAACCGGCCCAUCGGCAGGACUCUCAGCAGGAAAGCAGGCCAGCAGCCUCCUGGCGGUCUGCUCGACUCCAUCUCCAACAUGUUUGGCAGACGUCGACCUGCAAACUCCUUCAGCACCUCGCCAGAAACCAGCGAGCCUCCUUCUGGGGUGUGUGCGGAGGUCCGGGUUCCAUCCACAGCGCUGCAUGUGUUUGACGCCCACGAUGGUGAGGUGAACGCUGUGAGGUUCAGUCCCGGCUCUCGUCUCCUAGCAACAGGGGGCAUGGACCGCAGGGUGAAACUCUGGGAGGUGGUUGCAGGCCGCUGUGAGCCCAAAGGAGCGCUGACCGGCAGCAACGCAGGAAUCACCAGCAUCGAGUUCGACAGCGCUGGCUCGUUCCUGCUGGCUGCUUCCAAUGACUUUGCCAGUCGGAUCUGGACUGUGGAUGACUACAGACUAAGGCACACCUUGACCGGCCACAGUGGGAAAGUGCUGUCGGCUCGCUUCCUAUUGGACAACGCUCGCAUCGUCUCCGGGAGCUACGACCGAACGCUUAAACUCUGGGACCUGCGCAGCAAAGUCUGUAUGAAGACUGUGUUCGCCGGCUCCAGCUGCAACGACGUAGUGUGCACGGAGCAGUGCGUCAUGAGUGGACACUUUGAUAAGAAGGUCCGGUUCUGGGACAUCAGGGCGGAGAGCAUUGUGCGAGACAUUGAGCUGAUGGGUCGGGUGACAUCUUUGGAUCUGAACCAUGAUCGCAGCGAGCUCCUCACCUGCUCCAGAGACGACCUGCUGAAGAUCAUCGACCUGCGCACCAACUCCGUCCGGCAGACAUUCAGUGCUCAGGGCUUCAAGUGUGGAGCGGAUUGGACCCGAGUGACCUUCAGUCCUGACGGCAGCUACGUGGCCGGAGGCUCCGCUGAUGGAGCGCUGUACAUCUGGAACGUCCUAACAGGAAAGGUGGACCGGACUCUGGACCGGAACCACAACUCUGCCAUCAACGCGGUGUCGUGGUCGCCAUCGGGGGUGUACGUCGCCAGUGUCGAGAAAGGCAGCAAGGCCAUCUUGUGGUCGGACUUGUGAUUGGUUGGGGCUCCAGCGGGGGUGGGUCUUCCGGAGCUUUUAAUGUUUUAACCAAUAGAAGAGCGAGCUGGUGCUGCGCUCCACCUGGUGGUGAAGAACACUGAGCUGUGUCCACGCUCGUGGAGGAAGACCCAUCAAGAGGAAGAACCUUUGGAAGCUGAGCCUCCGCGUUAUUGGACCUGAACCAGGAAGUUCUCCACAAUAAAAGCCCCUGAAAGUGUUUAGUGAUGGGGAUUAAAGACUCGAAGUGAAUGUUUGUGGCACUUUUAGUCUGAAUGUGUGUAACACACACACACACAUCACAACACCGAUGCGUGUGUGUGCUUCUGAAGCUGCUGAAGUGCCUCUGAGUCGUACGCUGGUGACUCACCAGCGAACUUCAGGUCUGACCAAUCACAGACUAGCUUAAGAGGAGAAGGUGUGGUCUUUUUGCACAAAUGAAGCUGUUCUGUGAUUGGCUCCCGGGCCGUCUCAGGCCAUAAAAGGGUUCAGGAGGUUCUGAUGGAUCCUGAGUCUGGGCUGGACCAGGAUCAGCAGAGAAUCAGCCGACCAAUUAUUGAGCAAAAUAAAAUCAAUUAAACAACAUUCAGAGUUUAAAGAAACUAAUGGUAUGUGUGUAUGCACACACACGUGUGUAAGUGCUAAUGCAGCAGUGUGUGUGUAGCUGCGGUCAGCACUCCGACUGCUGACUGAGCAGAUCUGCUCCCAACUUCCCGAUCACGUGUACAGAUCCCGAUGAUCCAGCUUCUGCAGACACCUCUGGAUUAAAUAAUUCCACCCUGUUUGGGUCA
This is a messenger RNA of Nothobranchius furzeri (turquoise killifish), 3114 nucleotides long. RefSeq names its product ATG16 autophagy related 16-like 1 (S. cerevisiae) (gene atg16l1). The record is from RefSeq and is a predicted model, not a curated record. Lineage: Eukaryota; Metazoa; Chordata; Actinopteri; Cyprinodontiformes; Nothobranchiidae. Gene Ontology annotation, molecular function: protein binding. Gene Ontology annotation, biological process: autophagosome assembly; negative stranded viral RNA replication. Gene Ontology annotation, cellular component: autophagosome membrane.